CGUUGGACUUUACUCUGAGCGGGACCAAACCUCAUUGCAGAAUGGAUAUGAAGCUGUUUGCAGUCGUGGCUGUGCUCACAUUGGUGACAUAUGCUCCUCCAUCACAAGCAAAGCCUAUAAGUCUGGUGGAGAGAUGCUACUGUCGGUUCACCGUUAGCAGCGUCCCAAGGAACAUCAUUCGAGAGCUCAGGUUCAUUCACACGCCAAACUGCCCCUUCCAAGUGAUUGCCAAGCUGAAGUCAAAAAAAGAGGUCUGCGUGAAUCCAGAGGUUGCAUGGCUGCAGAAGUACCUGAAGAACGCCAUCAACAAAAUGAAGAAAUCCAAAGAGGGCCAUUAAAACCUCCUGCCGAGAUCCUCCCGAGCGAUCGCUGAGGGUUUGAAGUAUCGCGGCUAUGUAACAUUUGAUAGGAGAACAUCUGGUAUGUUGAACAGCACUUAUCCCGGGCCGGCUGCCGCGCUGCAGCCUUUAGCAUGAAAUGAACCCACAAGUCCUCGUCCUGAACACCAGCCCACCAGCCUUGUUGCCGUCAUAACCGUCACCACCCUUACAACGCGUAGAUAUUGUAGACAAUACUAGUGCAAAGUGCAAUUAUAUCCAUAACAGGAGAUCUGUUUAACUCGAUCCUCUCUGAUUUUUGACAAAUUUGACAAAAAUGUUUGCCAGGUUGUGUUUCAUGUUUCAAGUUAAUUGGCAUUUCAAUAGGUGCCAGUUACUCCAAGACUAAAUGUAAAAUGUAAGAUCUCAGUAAAAAUGACUAAUACCAUUUUUUGUGAUGGAAAUUAGAACGCCAGAAGAACUUAAGCAUUUCUGAGCUGUUCUGUGGCUCUGGUUAUGUGACUCUGUGUUAACCAACAUGAGUGGUUUUUUACCCUGAGAGAAAAGCGAAACAUCUGGAUCCUAAACCGUUUCAUUUGAGUGAAAUUUACUGGAAUCAUAAAGGCGCUCAACGAGAAAUGUUAAGGAAAAGUUGGUGAUUUGCACCAAUCACAGUUAGCCGCCUCAUAAAAUCAGACAUGAGGCUUUAGAGUAAAUGUCCAUUUCAAAGAAGGAUAUACUGCCAUUUUAAAACAGUUAUUAGAUUAGUAGUGAAACACAACAAGAGCCACAGUAGAGAAAGUAUUCUAUUACUCACAACAAAUAGAUGUGCAUAGAUGGGACCACCUACAGCUGUUAUGCAGAUAGCAAUGCACUUUAUAUCUGAUGUACUCAUAUUUUAACAACAACAUUUACUAAGUCUGAUCAUUAAAAUGUCUUUUGUCUUUUUUAUGUUA
Messenger RNA from Pungitius pungitius (ninespine stickleback), 1273 nucleotides. RefSeq names its product chemokine (C-X-C motif) ligand 12a (stromal cell-derived factor 1) (gene cxcl12a). The record is from RefSeq and is a predicted model, not a curated record. Gene Ontology annotation, cellular component: extracellular region. Gene Ontology annotation, biological process: chemotaxis; defense response; immune response. NCBI's taxonomy places the organism in Eukaryota, Metazoa, Chordata, Actinopteri, Perciformes, Gasterosteidae. Gene Ontology annotation, molecular function: chemokine activity. Bases 42 to 338 code for a protein of 98 amino acids. The transcript is spliced from 4 exons.